UGUAACCUUUAUUGAUCAAGCAACAAGAAUAAAUCAAUAAUUUAUACGAUAGCCGACAUAAAGAGAUUUCUAUUAUCUUACUAUAUAUAGUCAACAAAUAUCUAUAACAGUUGUUCACAUGGGACACGACCAAUGAGUCACUGCCAAAUACAAGCUUCAAGAGUGAAGACUAUUAAAGAACAGAGAAAUACAGGGAAAAGCAAUUAGGAGAAGGAACAAAAGAAGAUGGAAUCUGGAAGUAUGAAAACACCUCUGGUGAAUAAUCAAGAAGAAGCAAGAAGCUCUUCUUCCAUCACUUGUGGUCUUCUUCUUAGUACCUCCGUCGCUGUCACUGGCUCUUUCGUUUAUGGCUGCGCUAUGUCAUAUUCAUCGCCUGCUCAGUCCAAAAUCAUGGAAGAACUGGGACUUUCCGUUGCAGAUUAUUCGUUUUUCACAUCGGUAAUGACAUUGGGAGGAAUGAUUACGGCCGCGUUUAGUGGAAAAAUUGCUGCAGUUAUUGGUCGUCGACAGACAAUGUGGAUCGCGGAUGUUUUCUGCAUCUUUGGUUGGCUCGCUGUAGCCUUUGCACAUGAUAAAAUGCUGUUAAAUAUUGGUCGAGGCUUCUUGGGGUUUGGGGUUGGUCUCAUUAGUUAUGUGGUUCCUGUAUAUAUAGCAGAAAUUACGCCCAAAGCAUUUCGUGGAGGAUUCUCUUUUUCCAAUCAACUUCUACAAAGUUUUGGGAUAUCGCUCAUGUUCUUCACCGGAAACUUUUUUCAUUGGAGAACAUUAGCUCUUUUAAGUGCAAUCCCAUGUGGUAUCCAAAUGAUAUGUUUAUUUUUUAUUCCUGAAUCACCUAGAUGGCUGGCUAUGUAUGGUAGAGAACGAGAGCUUGAGGUUACUUUGAAGAGGCUAAGAGGAGAAAAUGGUGAUAUUCUCGAAGAAGCAGCUGAAAUCAGAGAAACAGUGGAAACCUCUAGAAGAGAAUCUCGAAGUGGACUAAAAGAUUUGUUCAAUAUGAAAAACGCACAUCCGUUAAUCAUUGGAUUGGGCCUAAUGCUCUUGCAACAAUUUUGUGGGAGUUCGGCGAUAAGUGCUUAUGCUGCUCGUAUUUUCGACACAGCCGGUUUUCCAAGCGACAUAGGAACAUCCAUCCUUGCAGUUAUUUUGGUACCGCAAUCUAUUAUUGUCAUGUUUGCCGUCGACCGAUGUGGACGCCGACCACUUUUGAUGAGCUCUUCUAUCGGUCUGUGCAUAUGUUCAUUUUUAAUUGGCCUCUCUUACUAUCUUCAGAACCAUGGUGAUUUUCAAGAGUUUUGUUCCCCUAUCUUAAUCGUCGGUUUAGUGGGUUAUGUCUUAUCCUUUGGCAUUGGUCUAGGUGGACUACCAUGGGUUAUUAUGUCUGAGGUGUUUCCGGUGAAUGUGAAAAUUACCGCCGGUAGUCUUGUAACAGUGUCAAACUGGUUUUUCAGUUGGAUUAUCAUUUUCAGUUUUAAUUUCAUGAUGCAAUGGAGUGCUUUCGGAACAUAUUUCAUAUUUGCUGGAGUUUCUCUGAUGUCAUUCGUAUUUGUAUGGACUUUGGUGCCUGAGACGAAAGGCCGAACACUUGAAGAUAUUCAACAAUCACUAGGCCAACUUUCAUAAAUCCAAAGUUGAUUCUUUACUCCACAAUGCCAGACAUUGUUCUUUUAUGUUACAUUUAUAAGUCAUGUAUUAUCCGAUUUGGAGGGGGGGGAUAUGGAUUUCCGAAUUUUUUUACUUUGAUAAAUUUUGUCAAUAUAUUUUGUUGACAGAAAAAAGAAUAAUCAAUAUACUGUAUGUGGUAUUAUUCUAACAAUAUUUUUUAAACGUAUAAUAUGAUUAUGUACCAAUAUUUAUAACCAUAUCAUAUGAUUAUG
Molecule: messenger RNA, 1874 nt
Organism: Arabidopsis thaliana (thale cress)
Lineage: Eukaryota; Viridiplantae; Streptophyta; Magnoliopsida; Brassicales; Brassicaceae
Product: Major facilitator superfamily protein
Exons: 18
Coding region: 226-1620 (464 amino acids)
Biological process (GO): carbohydrate transport; carbohydrate transmembrane transport; transmembrane transport
Cellular component (GO): membrane
Molecular function (GO): transmembrane transporter activity; sugar transmembrane transporter activity
Source: RefSeq, marked reviewed